Alligator mississippiensis (American alligator) is the source of this 8808-nucleotide messenger RNA. Its product is annotated as sodium channel protein type 5 subunit alpha. Gene Ontology annotation, biological process: neuronal action potential; membrane depolarization during action potential; sodium ion transmembrane transport. Gene Ontology annotation, molecular function: voltage-gated sodium channel activity. NCBI's taxonomy places the organism in Eukaryota, Metazoa, Chordata, Crocodylia, Alligatoridae. The record is from RefSeq and is a predicted model, not a curated record. Gene Ontology annotation, cellular component: plasma membrane; voltage-gated sodium channel complex; axon.
AGCAACCCAUUAUACUAGAUACUAAGGGCCUUACUACACAGUAAUUUGGGGCAGCUCCUGGAGUUCUUAUCACCUGGAUUGUCCACACAUUAACACCUGAAACAAGUUUUAAGCACUUGUUAUGUGGCUCAAAGUUAUGCCAGGCUAGGGCAGGAUUAUCUCUGAUCCAUAUUACUCAGCUCUUGUUACUAAAAUGUUGCCACUCUAGGCGACACCUUAGUGUAAACACUCUACCUGCACCCUCCUCCCCUGCUGGCCUGGAUCUGGCCCACUGCCCCUUCCCAGCAUCCCAGAUCCCAGCUGGCCAUGCUGUCUGUCCUGGGGAGCAGGCAGGGGAGAGUUAACCUGCCUGCCCAGUCACUGCUGCUGCUGCCCCUUUUGCUCGGUGGCCUGGGCUCAUCCCAGAGAAGAGCAGCAGGAGGUCAAGCAGGUAAGUUAAGCCUUCUCCAGGCAGAGAACUCUGAGAGGCAGGGGUUGGAAAUCAGGGAUGGGGCAAGAGAGAAGCCUGGAAUAGGAAUGGGGUGAUUCUUACCUUUCAAGCUCCAGCUGGCCUGAACAUCUGACUGCUGCAAAUUUGAACUAGCACUAACACUAGGCACAAUUUGUGUGCUUCACAGUGUAAGGUGUAGUAGGUAACCUUCAGUCCUCCAGAUCAUGGUGCAAGUAUAAGAAGUCUAGUCCGGUGCCUGAUGAUGAGUCCUCUUGUAUGGUGUCCUGCAACCACCACACCAAGACCUUCAAUAGCUAGGCAAGGGUAUGGAGGAGUAGAGGCUGUCCAAGAACUACCCUCCCCCUUUAAACUAUUGAGACAAAUUCUAAAGGCCAGACUGAGUACAGACAUUCAGUGCCACGAUGAGAGCAACAGAUAAGAAUUGCUGUUGACUGCCUAAUCCCUUAGCAAGGGCUCAUUUCUGUCAGGGUGAUGUCCUUUAGAUUUUCUCCAACCAAGGAGUACCCCCAAGGCAGUGGGGGCUAGGGUUGUGAGGUACCCUAUACUUAUCUUACUGUGGAGGUUGCAACUUUGGGGUAUUUUAUAGGAGCUACCCUGCCGCAAGUAGCCCCACCAUGUUACCACUAGGCCCUCCAGUUGGAUGCAGUUUACAGUCAUAGCUAGGACCAUGUGUAAGGUGUAACAAGGCCUUAAAUUAAAUACUCUUUGCAAAAAGAAUAGGGGUGAAAUGUAAUGCCUCUUAUAUAGCAGUGUGACACACACACACAAAAUACUAGGUGCUUCUCAGGGCACUAACACAGAUGUGAUUCUGCCAUUUCCCAGGGAAAAGAUUGCAAAUGAUCUCUUUUAGGCCCCUGGCAGGCAUUAAUUUAAUUAUGUGAUGGAUAUAACACAUUUUAUUCUGCAUCCCAAAAAAUGCACAUCUUGCCAUGCAUUGCAGGUUGCAGUGUGUCUGCUGGUAUGGGAGGGCUGAGAACAGGGACCUGGAUCCCUGGCUCCUUAUGAUCUGGGACCUUAAAAGGGCACUGGAGAAAGCAUGGCAUUGGGAACUCAUCCCCAGCCCUGGGCUCCCCAUGCACCUGGAGCUUCAAAGGGGCUGCAGGAAGCACCGUGUCAAUUGCUCAAUAAAUGUAGCAUCUACCAGAGGCCUUUGAAACUUAGUCCUACCAAAUUUAUCCAGAAUCCAUUACUUGCACUUAAUCUAAAGCUAAAACCAUAAAGAUUACUCUGUCUUCUGGGAAUAUGAUUCUUAUUAGUUUAGUUUUAUUUUUACCUGUUGAUUUAACAGCAAGAUAUGAAUAUAGAGCUAGUUAACCUGUACUUAACUCCAGUAGUGUUGCUCUGUCUGUUAGUUUCUAUAUUGUAACGUCUUAAUCCAGUAACAUUCUUUUUCUCUCUCUUCCAGGUAUUUGAAAUACUGAGAGUGGAAAAAACAGAACAAAAAAAUGGACCCCAGUCUUUUGUUAGCUGCUGCUUAUGGUUUCCGCCGUUUCACUCCUAAUUCUUUGUUUGAAAUUGAGAAUAGAAUUGCUGAGAAUAAAGCAAAACAAGCUCAAGCCAAGCAGGAUAAUAGCAGUCAGCAGGUCAAAGAAGAACAAUGUUCUCCCCAGCUGGAUCUGAAAGCUUGCAACAAAUUGCCUACUAUCUAUGGAAAACCUUCACCGGAGCUUGUUGGAGUACCAUUGGAGGAUCUUGAUCCUUACUACAGUGACCACAAGACUUUUAUGGUACUGAAUAGCAAGAAUAUAAUUUUUCGAUUUAGUGCAACACCUGCCUUAUGCAUACUUGGCCCUUUCAAUCCUAUCAGAAGAGCAGCAAUUAAAAUUUUGGUCCAUUCAUAUCCUUUUUACUGGUACAUUUUUACUGGUAUUUACACCGCCGAAAUAUCAAUAAAAAUAUUGGCAAGAGGAUUUGUCUGGAAUGAAUUCACUUUUCUUAGAGAUCCAUGUGAUUGCCUAGACUUCAUUGUUAUCAUUAUGACGUAUAUAAGCCUCAUUGGACCACUUCAGAAUGUUUCAGCUCUUCGGACUUUCAGGGUACUAAGGACUUUUAAAGCAAUUUCAGUACUCCCUGGUCUGAAAGUCAUUGUAAAUGCACUUAUCCAGUCUGUUAGGAAACUUGCCAAUGUGAUGAUCCUCACUGUUUUCUGCUUGAGUGUCUUCGCCCUUGUAGGCCUUCAGCUCUUUACGGGCCACUUGCAACGUAAAUGUGUCCUCAACAAUAUUACAUAUAAUGAAUCACUUUGUAAGGAAGCUAAAGUAUAUGAUCCAAACAGUCCAGGAGAUGUCUGCGCCAGAAUGAAGAAUUCCAAUGACAUAUUACUGUGUAACCCAAAUUCAGAACUUAAAUGUCCAGAGAACUAUUCCUGUGAGGCUCAUAAACCCAAUCCUGAUUUUGGUUACACAAGCUUUGAUAAUUUUGGCUGGGCCUUUCUCUCCAUGUUUCGUUUGAUGACACAGGAUUCCUGGGAGCGUCUCUAUCGUCAAGUUAUCCGAACUACUGGAAAGACAAGCAUGAUCUUUUUUGUGGUGGUCAUUUUUCUAUGUUCAUUUUAUCUCUUCAACUUGAUCUUGGCUGUUGUAACUAUGGCAUAUGAAGAGCAAAACCAAGCCACACAAGCUGAAAUACAAGCAAAGGAGAAAUUGUUUCAGGAAGCUGAGGAACUACUAAAGAAAGAACAGAUGAAGAGUGCUAGAAAAACAGAUACAGCCACAACUAAUUCCUUUAAGGGAAGGACUACAGAGCCUGAAGGCUUUGGAGAUGAUGAAAGGAUUUUUCACUCACAGCCUGCCCACUGCCAAAAAAAGCUUAAGAAAAUAUUGACAUCUUAUGACGUAUCACUGGACGCAGUUAAUGAUGCCUAUCAAAGACAAAGGUUAAUGAGUGCAGCCAGCAUCAUUACUGAUAACAUGACAUUGAAAAGAUCAAUAUGGAAAUGUCCUCCAUCUUGGAAUCGCUUUGCCCAAAAAUAUCUUAUUUGGCAAUGUUGUCCACUAUGGAUACGUAUUAAAGAGAGCGUGAAGCUAAUAGGAAUGGAUCCACUUACUGACCUCUUUUUCACUUUGUGUAUUGUGGUAAAUACUGUAGUGUUGGCACUAGAGCACCCCACUAUGAACCAGAAGUACAAAGACUUGAUUAAUAUAAUCAAUCAUGUCUUCACUGGAAUUUUUACAGCAGAAAUGAUCUUGAAAAUGAUUGCUCUAGACCCCUACUACUAUUUUCAAGAGCACUGGAAUAUUUUUGACAGCUUAAUUGUUGUGUUAGGCCUAAUGAGCAUACCUAAAGAAAUAAACCUGUCAUUUCUCAAAUUGCUGAGAAUCUUCAAAUUGGCAAAAUCCUGGCCGGCCUUAAAUAAGCUUAUGAAAAUAAUUUUGAAGUCAUUUGGUGCCUUGAGUAACCUCACUCUGGUUUUGAUUAUCACCGUGUUUAUUUUUGCUGUAGUAGGAAAACAGGUUUUGGGAAGCUAUUAUGAGAAUAGUACUCGAAUAAGUACAGAUGGGAAGUUACGCUGGCAUAUGAAAGAUCUCUCUCAUUCAUUACUUAUUGUAUUCCGAAUUUUAUGUGGAGAAUGGAUUGAAACCAUGUGGGAAUGUAUGGAAGUGGCUGGGAAAGCACGGUGUCUUCCUGUCUUCCUGACAGUCCUGGUGAUAGGAAAUCUAGUGGUACUCAACUUGUUCAUUGCCCUGCUCCUGAGUUCUUUCAGUAGUAACACCCAGACAACACCAGAAGGGACUGAAAUGAAACUUCAGCUUGCUUUUGAUCGUAUUUACAGUGGUUUGCAGUUCAUGAAACGCAUCAUAUCGGAUCAAAUUGGCAAAAUACUGAGACAAGAGCUGACACUGCAAGCCUGUCAGAAGGCUAAAAUGAAAGCAACUGCCCCAGCCAUGAAGAUGUAUGAGGAUUUUGUGAUGGAUACUAAAACAUCUGUCUGUGUCCCCAUUGCUGAGGAAGACCUGUACAGCAUGGAGUAUGAUGAUUCAUGCAGCAUGUACUCCACAGAAAUGGAGUAUGGAAAAUGGGAACGCCACCUGAGACACAGAGAGCAAAGCAAAAGUUCAGGAACCUUAAGUCAGUUGUCCAGAACUUCUGCAAGCGAGAGCAUGAUAUCCAUGGAUACACUACAGAAGGAAAAUCAACAAAAGAAUCUAGAUGCCAUGAGCUGUUCUGAGGCCAGCACAGUGGAUAUGUAUACUUUUGUGGGGAAUUACCAACUAGCUGAAAAGCCAAGCACACCUGAGGACUGUUUUACAGAAGGCUGUGUCCGAUAUUUUCCAUUCUGUUCAGUGGACAUCACAAAAUACCCAGGUGACACUUGGUGGAGAUUUAGGAAAACCUGCUUCAGAAUUGUUGAACAUAACUGGUUUGAAAAUUUUAUCAUAUUCAUGAUAGUGCUGAGCAGUGGAAGUCUGGCAUUUGAAGACAUUUACCUUGAAAACAGAAAAAAUAUUCAAAACCUGCUGAACUUUGCUGAUAUAAUGUUUACCUACAUCUUUUUCCUGGAGAUGAUUCUGAAAUGGGUAGCUUAUGGCUUCCAAAAGUAUUUCACCAGUGCCUGGUGUUGGCUUGAUUUUGUUAUAGUGUGGAUUUCAUUCAUCUCCUUCGGGCCAAAAAGUACAUCGAUUCUGGAAUAUCUCUGUGCUCAGCAGAGUUCCUUGAAAUCUAUUAGAACACUACGGGCAUUGAGACCCCUACGAGCCUUAUCCAGAUUUGAAGGCAUAAAAGUUGCUGUACAUGCCCUUCUAGGAGCUAUCCCUUCCAUCCUGAACGUUAUGCUCGUCUGUGUUGUCUUCUGGCUCCUAUUUAACCUCAUAGGAGUGAAUGAAUUUGGGGGGAAAUUUUGGAAAUGCACUAAUAUAUCCCCAAAUAUGAAUAUUACUAACAAAAAUGACUGUGUUAAUUUCAAUGUGACUGGUUCCCUAAAGUGGGAAAAUACUUAUGUAAACUUUGAUCACGUUGGGAUGGGUUACCUGGCUCUUCUUCAGGUGGCAACUUUUAAAGGCUGGAUGGACAUUAUGUAUGCAGCAGUGGAUUCACAUGGGACUGAUCUGCAGCCUACAUUUGAAUAUCGUGUAUACAUAUACAUAUAUUUUGUGGUAUUUAUAAUUUUUGGAUCAUUCUUCAUGUUGAACCUUUUCAUCGGAGUUGUUAUCAACAAUUUUAAUGAACAAAGAAAAAAGAUAAGUGGAAAAGAGCUAUUUUUGACACAGGAUCAGAAAAAAUAUUAUAAUGCAUUGAAGAAACUUGGGUCCAAGAAACCACAAAAACCCAUCCCAAGGCCCCUGAACAAAUUCCAAGGUUUUGUUUUUGACAUUGUAUCCCACCAAGCAUUUGAUAUUGCCAUUGCAAUUUUCAUCUGCCUUAACAUGAUUGCCAUGAUGGCGGAAAAUGAGGAUGAAAACACUAAAACCAUUCUUAUGCAAAUCAACUUGGUCUUUAUUCUCAUCUUUACUGGAGAAUUCAUCCUGAAAUUUCUGGGCCUAAGACAUUACUACUUUACUAAUGGUUGGAAUAUAUUUGAUUUAGUUAUUGUGAUCCUUUCAUUAAUCAAUUUGGCACUUUCUGAAGUCUUCAAGACUUUCCUCUCUCCUACGCUUUUGAGAAUUAUUCGCUUGGCACGGAUUGGCCGAAUCCUAAGACUAAUUCGAGCAGCUAAAGGAAUUAGAACUCUCCUUUUUGCAUUAUUGAUGUCCCUUCCUGCUCUGUUCAACAUUGGUCUGUUGUUGUUUUUUGUCAUGUAUAUUUAUGCUAUUCUUGGCAUGAAUAAUUUUGCCUGUGUUGGUUGGAAUGGCGGGAUUGAUGACAUUUUCAACUUCCAAACCUUUGUUGGCAGCAUGCUCUGUCUCUUCCAAAUUACAACAUCAGCUGGCUGGGAUGGGCUUCUGAGCCCUUUGUUAACUAGCACUUCAUGUGCUCCAAAUUUAAAUGUAACAAAUUUAAAACUUAGUUGUGGAGACCCUUCUAUAGGUAUUCUAUUUUUUGUUAGUUAUGUCAUCAUAACAUUUCUCAUUGUUGUAAACAUGUACAUAGCUGUUAUUUUAGAAAACUUCAAUGUUGCUACUGAAGAAAGUGCAGAACCUCUAAGUGAUGAUGACUUUGAUAUAUUUUAUGAAAUCUGGGGAAAAUUUGAUCCUAAAGCAACUCAGUUUAUUAAGUAUUCUGCACUUUCAGACUUUGCAGAUGCUUUGGCAGAACCUUUACGCAUACCAAAACCAAACCAUCUUGAGCUUAUAGCAAUGGACCUUCCCAUGGUCAGUGGAGAGAAGAUCCACUGCUUGGAUAUCUUGUUUGCUUUUACCAAACGAGUGUUAGGAGAAUAUGGAGAUAUGGAUGCUCUGAGAGUACAGAUGGAGGAAAGGUUUAUGGCUGCCAACCCAUCCAAAACUUCUUGCAAACCAAUCACAACUACUCUUAGAAGGAAACAGGAGGAGGUGUCUGCCAUUGUUAUUCAAAGGGCCGUCAGGAGUUAUUUGCUUCAGUGUUCUGUGAAAUAGGCCUCUUAUACUAUCUCAGGAAUUGUGAUAGUUAUAUCUUUGAAGGGGAGGCACCUAAGAAGAAAAUUAAUUGCAUUCAUACUGAAUGAAAAUUAUGGUAGUCAGCUAGAUAAAUCACAAACUGCCUCUUCCAUGUCUUUCCCUUCAACUUACGAUACUAUCACUGAGCCCAUUGAUAACCUUCAGGUAAUGGCAAUUACCACGCUCCAGCAGCCUCCCAUAUCUUGUGCAUCAGCAUCCCCAUGCUUCAAAAUGGCAGUGAGGGUGCUCGAAUUAAAGCUCAUCAAACCAGCUUAUUUCAAGCACCCCUGCCACCAUUUUGAAGUGCAAGGACGUUGAUACAUGAGAUGCUGCAGUGCUUUAAUUAGAGCAGCUCUCAAAGCUUCUGUAAUUAAAGUAGUGCCCCCCCACCCCCAGUGCUGGAGGACAUGCAAAAGUACCCAUGGUGUCUUCAUUCCAAAGAUUGAUUCAAAUCAGCCCUGCUCAGUUGCUGCAAAGCUGUUUAGGCAUGUCCAGUUUGGUCAUAAAAGAUGGCAAGACUUGCGGUUCUGAAAAUGUUCAGAAAUGACCCAGAUCAGAUGCCUGGGUGUCUCAGUCCAUCCUAUGCUCAGUUAUAAAUCAAAUUGGUGGCGGGGAAAUGACUAACUUCCACCUAACUCUCUAAUUCAGAGGUUGGCAAUGUUUCAAAGCCAGGGACUGGAAAAAUCUGGCUCUAGUCCAAGGCAAGCUGGAGUUCUGACUUAAUGGCUACUACUGCACAUUUUCCCAGACACCACUUCUACCCAUUUCCCAGAUGCAGCACAAGUGCAGCUCCCUGUUGCCCAGCUCUGGCAUAGCUCCUUACCACUCUGUUCUGGCAUGGGCAAAGUCCCUGCUGCCAGAACACCAACAAAGUACUGCCUAACCCACCUUUAGGUACCUAAGGGUGAAGUUGCAUGUCACACUUAGACCAUACUAAGGACACUUAAAACAUAAAUGUCUGCAAAUUAAAGCUUCUUGUCUCAUACUAAGUGACUUCUGAUUAUCUCAAAGUUAGGCCAUGUCAAUCAAGGCUAUUAACUGGGCCGUGCUACCUAACUUGUGUUCAGAUAACUUAAGUCUGCACCAGGGUGGUAAAACAAGAAAUUUGCAAUCCUCCAGUAUCCCAAAUGUUAUUUUGUAAUCUGACAGGAAAUGUCAGGGUACACAUUAUCUUGAUAGAAGAUUACUGUUAAGUCAGAAGCAAGGGCUAUGUUUCAGUAGUAGCUCUCUAAUGGAUAAAUAAGCAUGUUAACUCUGAGGCUAUAUUCAUCAAUGUUUCUUUUAAUGUCUCACAACUACAAGAAUGGUCAGGGGAUGUGAGCACUCUUAAUGGGAAAGGCUUACUUAAGAUUCUGACUGAAAGAUUCUGUAUUCAUAUUCUUGUUGAUUUUUGUCUGCUUUAUAAAAAUCUGUCCUACCCCGUAUUUCCAUCAUUCAGUUUACUAUGAUAGAUAAUCAUAUUAUUAGAGAAGUACAUCCACUGAAACAUAGAAAUUUAGCAAAAAUGGCUAACUAUUAGAAUAAGAAAGCUGAAACUACUUUCCAUGUUGCAGGCAGACAGAACAGUACUUGCUGCUUCAGUCAAAAAAUUAACAUAAAUAAGGUCAUUCUUUGUUGCCUUAAUAAAUAUUGUAAAAGUGUAAUAUCUCUGUACACUAAAAAUAAUUAUGUAAUAAAGUUCAGAUAUUGCAGAAGACCCUUCUACAAAAUGCUUUACAAGUAAACUGAAUUUCUUUUAUUUUUACAAGAUUCUACUGAAACAGUGUAUUUACCAAUUAAAUUGUGUUUUAUUCAUAUGCACCUGUAAAGCAGAUUUGAAGUGGGUUGUAAUUAAAUGCAUUAAAA